Penicillium antarcticum is the source of this 3369-nucleotide messenger RNA. Its product is annotated as MIZ zinc finger domain protein. The record is from RefSeq and is a predicted model, not a curated record. Lineage: Eukaryota; Fungi; Ascomycota; Eurotiomycetes; Eurotiales; Aspergillaceae. Gene Ontology annotation, biological process: protein sumoylation. Gene Ontology annotation, molecular function: zinc ion binding; SUMO ligase activity. The transcript has a single exon. Bases 1 to 3369 code for a protein of 1122 amino acids.
AUGACACCGAAAUCUCACCGGGUGCACGCUCCUCGUGCUGACAGCAUCGGGACAUCGAACACAACUGCAAAUUUGUUCUUGGGUGGCGUGCGGAGGAAUUGGAUGGGGCCGGAGGGCUCGGGUCAAAUACGCGCGCGACAACUCUCCGACCUUCCUAUACCAGGCACUGAGCCUCCACGUGAGCCCUUGAUGUCCCCUGGUGACAUUCUGCCUUUCCCCCGUUCCGGAGGAUUUACGGCCGUCAACGGGUUCACCGCUGUCAAUGCAAGAAAACCUCCUCCGCCAGCGGCGGCGUUCCCCUCGCCGGUGCCGAGCACAAAUUCUCAACCCAGCCCAGUUACCCCCAACGCGAGCUUGCAGCCCGGACAACAGGCGCAGCGUGGAAAUGCGCAACAUAUGGCAGCGACCCUGCCAACGGUAGGAGUCCCCCGGCCCCAAUUUAGAAUUGAGAGUUCCGAGCGCGUCACAAAUCCGUAUGGCACACCGACGACGAUACCGGGCCCUGGUGGACAGCAUGGGAGUGCGCAACAUACGCCCUCAGCCGUACCUCCAAGCAGAACCCAGAGCCCUUUAGUGGGAGCCCAGCGAGAAGCAAAUGCCCGUGGCACACCCACGACGGAACGAGGCUGUGAUGGACAGCAUAGAAUCGCGCAACAAUCACUCUCGGCUCCACCUUGGAGCAUAUCUACUCAGCGCACUCCCACUACUCAGAGUCCUUUGAUGGAAGCCAGAGUUGAUACAAAUGCUCAAUCCACACAAGGGCAACCGCAAGAUGCCGGGUCAUCCCCUGCGAGCUCCGAGCCAACCGACGAUUUGUGGAAAGCCUGGUCGGAACAGUUGAAAACUCUCAGAUCUGAUUUAAACAAGCAGCUCACUGGGACCGUGGGUCUACCUCGAGUUGAUCUGCUGCGCCAAGCUAUCGAAAUGAAAGACACUUUUUAUUUGGUGAUGCAUCAGUUGUUCUGCCGAUCUAGCAUUGAUGCAACGACCCUAGGUUAUGUUGGAGCACCUGAGGCAGGAAUGCGCAUGCUCGCCCGUCUCCUAGAAGACAACGAAAAGAUGGACUAUGCAGUCACCUUCGGGUUGGCUCAUUUCCCAGCAUCUCCUCAGACCUUGACCACGCAACCGUGGUACUGCAAAGCAGUUGCAAAGGUUCCGCUCUUCUUAAAACUGCUGACAAGUCAAUGGGAGCCUGUGUAUGCCCAGGCCUUCCGUCCGCCUCUAGUGGAUGAGCUUCGAGAAAGGUUCACAGUCGACUCUCCGGUCUUAAUGUCGGUGAUGUUUAUGUGUAUUUCGCGGGGACUUUAUGAAGAGCAAUAUAUCAAAAAGCUCUUGAACUUGUUCUGGAAUGACUGGGGCUCAUACGCGGGUCUUCUAGACAAUCGGGUUACGGAGACAAGCAGGCGGGCUUUGUGCCAGGACUUGACUCGGGAGUAUCUCAAGUUUCCCAAGGCCUAUGUACCGUCUCAGUCACCUCUGAUAGCUCAGGUAGCUCAGCCACCUCAGGUAAUUCAAUCACCGCAGGUAGCCCAGUCGCCUCAGGUAGUUCAGUCGCCGCAGGUAGUUCAGUCGCCGCAGGUAGUUCAGUCACCUCAGGUCGCUCAAUCGCCUCUAUCUCAGUCGCCUCAGGUAGUUCAGGCUCAGUCAUCUCAAUCACCUCAAAUGAUUCAAUCUCCACAGGUGACACAGGCGACGCAGGUCCAUUACCCCAAUCCCCCACAACCUAGCCUCCAUAUACAGACCACGCCACAAACGGUGUCGGUCUCAUCGCCCUACCUUGGAUCUCCGGCUUCUGGCCAAUUCCCUAGCUCAGCUGGCGGGUACUAUCAUUCUUCGAAUUCCCCCCAAGUGCUCGGUGAUCCACAGACUGGUUACUGGCACUCUCAGCCCCAACUUCACCCGAGGCUGAUGCACCCAGCGCGUCUUGGACAAAUACACCCGUCUCAAAUGCAUGGAAUGGCACAGGGACCCCAAAUGAGAGGUUUCGCGCAAGCCCCAGGACACAUGCCUCAAGAUCCAUCCGUCCCUUCGACACACACUGUGUCUGUUAAUACCCUUCCCCACCCCUUCACAUCUCCCAUCAGUAUCAAUUCCCAUUCUCAGAUCACACAGCCCCAACAACCCAGACAACAGCCUUUACGGUCUGCACCUACCAUACCAACGGAGAGAGAUCCUUCGAUCUCUUACUUUCUGCCACCUCCCGAUUACCGAGCACCGAUGACGGUGAAUCCAGUUCCAAUGCGGCUCGGCCUACAUCAGGCGAAUCUUCGCGAUCCUAUCAAAAAGCUGUUGACAACGGGAGCAGAUGGGCAGGAUCUUGAAACCAGCUUGUCUUGCUACCUUGCCGGUGCUGCUGUAUCGCCGACUGUUCUCAAUCCUCAGCAGCCGAUGUACGGAUGGACUUUCAAUGUCAAUGACUCGUUCUUUCAAACAUUACCCCGAAUGGCUCCUCAAGGUGCAGGGCAACGUCCCAUCUGGGCUUACAGGGCUGGUUGUCACACUCUUCGUUUGCGGUGCAUCCGCCUUCCCGGAACCCCAAUUUCCUGUCAAGAAGAAUGGCCUACCGCAAGCACAUAUUGGCCCAGUGUUAUUUACGUCCACGUCAACGACCAAGAGAUGUUCGUCCGUCGAAAGGUUCACAACGGGAAAGAUCUCCCUCUGGAUAUCACGGCAAACAUUCGCCCGGGUCGAAACACAGUCAGGAUCACUCUGCUUCUGGGAGGGGACGAGUGCAAGAAUUCCCGAUAUGCCAUGGGCGUGGAAAUACUGAGAAUCAAUGACUUCGAGUCCAUUAAAAACAUGGCAAAGUCCAUCUCAACCGCCGACUCUCGCGCACUCAUCCAAAAACGCAUCGACCCGAUAUCAGAUGACGACGACGUGGCCGUGGUCACGGACAGCCUGACAAUCAGCUUGGUAGACCCUUUCAUGGCGCGAAUCUUCGACAUCCCAGCCCGGUCCCGAAAUUGCACUCACUUCGACUGCUUCGACCUGGAGACAUUCAUCAAAACCCGAAUGUUUGAAUGUGACGAGAAACCCAUGAUCGAGAACUGGCGCUGCCCCACCUGCAAGAAAGAUGCUCGUCCGCAGUUCCUCGUCAUCGACCAGUUCCUCGCUGAGGUGCACGUAAACCUGGCCGCCACCAAUCGCCUCGAAAACGCCCAGGCAAUCCAAUUCAAGGCUGAUGGUUCUUGGAAAUUGAGGGAACUCACCGAUGAGCCUUCUCCCCGCGCCGAUCGGACCUGUUUGGCGACGAAGCGAAAGGCCGAUUCUUUGUCUACCCCUCAACCGGAUGCGCAACGUCCUAAGACUGAAGUCACUCCCUCGGCCCGGGUUCCUGUGACUGAUCAUACCGUCAUUGAGCUGGACUGA